Trematosphaeria pertusa is the source of this 2466-nucleotide messenger RNA. Its product is annotated as glycoside hydrolase family 92 protein. Bases 1 to 2466 code for a protein of 821 amino acids. Gene Ontology annotation, biological process: carbohydrate metabolic process; glycoprotein catabolic process; protein deglycosylation. NCBI's taxonomy places the organism in Eukaryota, Fungi, Ascomycota, Dothideomycetes, Pleosporales, Trematosphaeriaceae. Gene Ontology annotation, molecular function: peptide-N4-(N-acetyl-beta-glucosaminyl)asparagine amidase activity; carbohydrate binding. Gene Ontology annotation, cellular component: cytosol; nucleus. The record is from RefSeq and is a predicted model, not a curated record. The transcript has 4 exons.
AUGUUCGUGUUUUUUUUGGGGUUGGCGCUGCGAGCGACGGCACAGGACGUGGACUAUGCGCAGUUUGUGAAUCCAUUCAUUGGGACCGAGGGUGCUAUUCCCGGAUACGCAUACGGCGGGGGCGAUGUCUUCGUUGGCGGCGCCGUACCAUUCGGGAUGGUUAAGCUCGGGCUCGAUACAUACGAGGAGCCCAUCAACCAAAGCGCACUCAACGGUGGAUACACCCCGCAUGGAAAAGUGACGGGAAUCAGUCUGAUGCAUGAGUCGGGCACGGGGGGAGGGCCAAAGUACGGCUUUCCGGCGCAGAUGCCAUUGACGAUGAUCGAAGCGCCCGUGAACCUGCUAGACAAUUUGACAUACUGGCAGAAAAGGGUGGGUGACGAUGUCGCAAGCGUCGGUUACUUUCGCACGCAGUUCGAAUCGGGCGUCGCGGUCGAACUCUCCGCAUCACGGCACGCAGGCUUAUACCACUAUACAUUCCCUUCACCGUCCGAAAAGCACGUUUUGGUAGACUUCUCCCAUUACCUUCCGUACCCGACCCGCUCCUGGGACUCGCAAUUUUACACCGGCGCUGAGAUCGAGAUGCAGCCGAACUCCACGGAAUACACCGGUUACACCUCCAUUGCAAACGGCUGGUGCUUGGGCGCUCCGGUCACUGUAUACGUAUGCGGCGAGUUUGAUAACCCCCCUGAUGAGGCGAGAGCAUUCAGCGGGAAGAACACAUUCCCGGUAGGACGACAUUUCCGGACCUUCGACAAUGGGACGACUCCGCAGCCUACCUUUACCGGCUCGAGCGCGCGCGCAGGGCCGCUAAGCGAUCGUGUUGGCGCCAUCUUCUCCUGGAACAGCACUGAUGGGUCUGACGAGGUGAAGUCCCGGGUCGGCAUUUCGUUCAUGUCGGUGGAAAAGGCAUGUGCGUAUAAAAACACCGAACUUUCUUCCUGGUCGAUCGAGGAAACUGCACAGGCUGCGCGCGACGAGUGGAACCGAGAUGUGUUUUCGAAAAUUCGCGUCGACACCUCCGAUGCAGCAAAUAAGACGAGAUUGGCACUCCUCUAUUCUAGUUUGUAUUUCAUGCACCUCAUUCCCAGCGAGCGCGUAGGCGAGAAUCCUCUCUGGGAAUCCGACGAGCCAUAUUGGGACGACUUCUAUACCAUGUGGGAUCUCUUCAGGAACCAGGUUUCCUUGUGGCAUCUCAUACAGCCGUCGUACUACGAGUCGAUGAUUCGGUCUCUCAUCGAUAUGUUCAAGCAUGAGGGCUACAUGCCGGACGGAAGAUCGGGAAACUACAAUGGUCUCGUGCAGGGAGGCUCGAAUGCUGAUAACGUCCUGGCUGACGCGUACGUAAAGGGACUCCGGGGGAACAUCAACUGGACCGAAGGUUACGCCGCAGUAAAGAAGAAUGCCGAAGUGCUUCCAUUCUUCGACCAGAAUCCCGUCGACCCGCAAGGGUCAUUGAAGGAAGGCCGUUCAGCGCUGAACGAUUGGAUCCCGCUUGGCUAUGUAUCCGCAGAUCGGAGCACGCGCGCGGUGUCGAAGACUGUCGAGUAUUCACUGAACGACUUCGCUGUGAGUCAAAUUGCUGCGGGAGAAGAGCCUGGUGACCGUGAUCUGUAUCUUCGGCGAUCGGCUGGGUGGCAGCUGAGCUGGGACCCGGAAGCUACUAGUCGGGGUUUCAUGGGCUUCGUGAUGCCGCGGUAUGCGAAUGGUACCUUCCACAAAACGUACAAUAUCACCAAUUGCGGUGACUGUAACUGGGGAGAUGAGAGCUAUGAGGGUACAGCUUUCGAAUAUUCUUUCGUAAUCCCGCAUGAUGUCGGCCGAGUGAUCGAGCUAAUGGGUGGUCCACAACAUUUCGAAGAGCGCCUAGACUACGUCUUCCAGCCCAAUACUUCAGGCGUAGAUCUCGGCGUGAACGGUCUCGGGAUAACGACAAUCAACAAUGUCGCCAACGAGCCGGACUUCCAAACACCUUACCUAUACAAUUAUCUCAACAAGCAGUGGAAAUCGGUCCAGAGAUCGCGGCAGCUUGCCAACGAUUUCUAUUUCAACACGUCGAACGGCAUCCCCGGUAAUUCAGAUGCUGGAGCGUUGAACGGGUGGUUGGUAUGGCAGAUGAUUGGAAUGUAUCCUAUCGUGACGACGCCAGUAUAUUUAUUGGAGAGUCCAUGGUUCGAUGACAUCAACAUUACGGUGAACCACAACCAUACGCUCAGGAUCCGAGCCGAGGGUUUGGACGAUGGGGAGGGUCGGCAGGGGUACUACGUCCAAGGUGUGAGCAUCAACGGCCAGCCCUGGAGCAAGAAUUGGUUUGAGCAUGAGGAUGUCGGCGGGAUCAUGACAAACGGUGGGGAGAUGCUCUUCCAGCUGGGCACCGAGCAGGUGAUUUGGGAGACAGGAGAGGUGCCGCCUUCGCCGGCCCAUAUGGUUCUUGACGUGGGUCAAAGGCGACAUUUAGAUGAAUGA